CCUUGGUGAGGCAGUAAGGCAGCGGGCGGCGGUAGUAGUUGCGGAUCAGGCCUGCGGGCAAGAUGAUGCUCUCGCGGCUCAAGCCCGCCGUCGGAGGUGGUCCUCAGUCUGCUGAGAAGCGCAAAAAGAAAGGCAAGCGGAUCCCGCAGCUGGAAGAGCUGCAGACCCAGCGAGACUUCACUGGGGCCAUCGCCUUACUGGAGUUUAAGCGUCAUGUUGGGGAACAGGAAGAAGAUGCAGACCUCUGGAUUGGAUAUUGUGCUUUCCAUCUGGGUGACUACAAAAGAGCACUGGAGGAGUAUGAGAAUUUGACCAAGCAAUCUGGCUGCAACAUGGAAGUUUGGGUGAAUUUAGCGUGCACUUACUUCUUCUUGGGAAUGUAUACACAAGCUGAACAGGCAGCCUUGAAAGCUCCCAAAAGUAGACUUCAGAAUCGUUUAUUGUUCCAUCUAGCACACAAGUUUGGUGAUGAGAAGAAACUGAUGAGCUUCCACCAAAAUCUGCAGGACAUAACAGAAGAUCAGCUUAGCCUAGCAUCUAUUCAUUAUAUGCGAUCUCACUACCAAGAGGCUAUUGAUAUUUACAAACGCAUACUGCUUGAUAACAGGGAAUAUUUGGCCCUCAAUGUAUAUGUGGCCUUAUGCUACUACAAACUGGAUUACUAUGAUGUGUCACAAGAGGUGCUAGCCGUUUACCUUCAGCAGGUUCCUGAUAGUACCAUUGCUCUUAACCUAAAGGCUUGUAAUCACUUCAGACUCUACAAUGGGAAGGCUGCUGAGGCAGAGCUUAAGAGUUUGAUGGACAGUGCCUCAACAUCCUUUGAGUUUGCUAAGGAACUCAUUAAGCAUAAUCUGGUGGUAUUCCGCGGAGGGGAAGGGUCUCUUCAAGUACUUCCUCCCUUGGUUGAUGUCAUUCCUGAAGCUAGAUUGAAUCUAGUCAUUUACUACCUCCGGCAAGAUGAUGUGCAGGAAGCUUACAACCUGAUUAAAGACCUGGAACCUACAACCCCACAGGAGUAUAUCCUCAAGGGAGUAGUGAAUGCAGUCCUUGGGCAGGAAAUGGGUUCGAGAGACCAUUUGAAAAUUGCUCAGCAAUUCUUCCAGCUGGUGGGAGGAUCAGCCAGUGAAUGUGAUACAAUCCCUGGAAGACAGUGUAUGGCAUCUUGCUUCUUUCUGCUCAGACAGUUUGAUGAUGUUCUAAUUUAUCUCAACUCUGUGAAGAGUUACUUCUACAAUGAUGACACUUUUAACUUCAACUAUGCCCAGGCCAAAGCUGCUACUGGCAAUACUAGUGAGGCUGAGGAGGUGUUUCUCCUGAUUCAAAGUGAGAAAAUAAAGAAUGAUUUUGUUUACCUCAGCUGGCUCGCUCGCUGCUACAUUAUGAAUAAGAAGCCACGAUUAGCCUGGGAGCUGUACCUGAAGAUGGAAACCUCAGGAGAGUCCUUUAGCCUUUUGCAGCUAAUUGCAAAUGACUGCUACAAAAUGGGUCAAUUUUACUAUUCUGCAAAAGCUUUUGAUGUCCUUGAAAGACUGGAUCCUAACCCUGAAUAUUGGGAAGGCAAAAGGGGUGCCUGUGUAGGCAUCUUCCAGAUGAUCGUGGCUGGCAGAGAGCCUAAAGAUACUCUAAGGGAAGUGCUGCAUCUCCUGAGAAGUACGGGUAAUCCGCAGGUAGAGUACAUUGUCCGUGUAAUCAAGAAGUGGGGCAAGGAAAACAGAGUCCCCUGUUAAACCAGCAUCACCAAGAGAAUGGAAGCAGCCAUCAUCUGUGUUGUGCCUGGCUGGAAUAAUGUGGCCUUUUCCAACCUAGUGGCAUCAUUAUGGAGAAUACAACAAUGGAAGAUACUCAAAAUAGAUCUAUUUUUAUAAUAAUAAUUCUUUUUUAAUGAAAGCUGUCUGAAUGUCAUGUAUUUGUGAGGAGUGACUUUAUGCCACAUAUCCCAGGUUCCACUUUAUUUUGUAUUACAAUUCCAAAUGUUCAGCUGUUUCACUAGCUACAGUCGUCAGGUUGUUCCAGCUCUGUCCAUUGAGCAGUAUUUGUAUUGAGACAGUGCAAGGACUGGCCUGUACUGUGUACAGAUGGCCCAAAGCUUCAUUGUACUAAUUUCCAUAGCAGAGUAUAAAAUGUACUCAAGAAAAAAAAAAUUAUAGCAAGCCUCUUUGUUAUUAUGAAUAAUAUUCCUGAAUCCCAGCAAAACUCUGGAAAUGACAUAUGGUAGGAAAGCUUUUAAUUUCUGUAGCCUAAUGCACACUGAGAGCAAACUUUGUCAAAAAAAUAGUCCCUUCAAGCUGCAUCUUACAUUGUUCAUUUCUUUGUCUGGUUCUACAAGGUUUUUUCUGCUGAUUAAGGCAUGGCUUCAGGCUCAUGUUCUCUACAAUUGCCAUGCUAGGCUGAAAGGUGCCUACCUUCCCCUUGCAUAUGCUUGUGAAUAGCUUGAGGAAGUGGGGGAGUUCCUUUCAGAUAAUAUAUUUAUUUUCUAAACAUGAUUCUGAAGAGGUACAUAUAUUGAAACACGAUAGAAUACAUUUGUACAGUUUUUAUGUAGAUAGCUCAAAGUGAUCUUUAUGCUUUCAGUUUUAAAAAAAUGUUUGUA
This is a messenger RNA of Elgaria multicarinata webbii, 2590 nucleotides long. RefSeq names its product intraflagellar transport 56 (gene IFT56). The coding region runs from base 63 to 1727 and encodes 554 amino acids. Gene Ontology annotation, cellular component: intraciliary transport particle B; ciliary basal body; ciliary base. Gene Ontology annotation, molecular function: intraciliary transport particle B binding; protein binding. Gene Ontology annotation, biological process: intraciliary anterograde transport; intraciliary transport involved in cilium assembly. The transcript has 18 exons. NCBI's taxonomy places the organism in Eukaryota, Metazoa, Chordata, Lepidosauria, Squamata, Anguidae. The record is from RefSeq and is a predicted model, not a curated record.